AUGACGGAUGACGUCACCACGAGACGCGAUGCUCAUGGCUCCACCUCACAACAUGACGGCCAGCCGAUACUGCUGGCGUCGACCAUCGCCGCGUUAGGAGGCCUCGGCCUGCCGCCCGACUUGGAGGGGCUCCUUACCCGCUGUGAUGAGAGAGACUGCGGUGCUUCCGGCGGGGAUGCUGGUUCCGCGGAACAGGCGGAGCGGAAGGCUCUGGGGGAGGAAAUCGGAAGUCGGUGCGGGGAUGCGGCGGAGGAGGUGCUCACGCACGAGGCGACCGGAGGCCACCGGAAAGGGCAGGCGCGCGUUGAAGAAGGAUUGGCGGAGCGGAAAGCGCCCAUCUUCCGCGUGGCCCCGCUGACGGGGCUAGUGCCUGCACACUUGCACGAGCACUGGGGAAGGCGGAGGCGUGUGGGGGGAGCGAAGGGGGAGGGGCGGUGGGUGUCGGAGAGGGCGAGUGAGGAGGAGAGCGUGGUGGCAGUGGGGGAGGCGGGGCUGAGGCGACUGGGGAUGUGCGCUGGGGACAUGGUGGCGGUGGCGCUGCUGCCAUGCGCGCCAGGCGCACUGGCCGCCCAAGUCAUGCCCGCGCGCCUGCUGUUGUGGCGAGAAGGGGCGCGGAUGGGCAGUGCCGGCAGGCGAGGCAGCAGGCGCAGGAGUAGGAGUGGGGCUGGCGGGGGCACGGCGUGGGUGUCGCCGCUGCUGGGGUUCAACCUGGGCCUGCCGGGGGGAGUGAUGGGUGGGUGGGAGUGCAGUGAGGGGGCGGAGGGGAACGAUGAGCUGGGCGAGUCUGCGGACGAGCAGGGGAGUGAAAAAGAGGAGGAGGAGGAGGAGGAAGAGGAGGGGGAGGAGGAGGAGGAGGAGGAGGAGAGGCAGGGAGCGUUCAGGGCAGGGCGGGCAGCAUGGGCGGGCAUCCGCGUGCUCAUUCUGCCCCUCCCGGCCCUGCCCUUGCUCGAGGCCUCCUCCAUGCAGCCCCCCCUGGCAGCGGAUGCGGAUGGGCGCACGGCGGAAGGGCAGAUGGCCGUGCGCGUGGGCGUGGCCAGUGUGGUGCGCCUUGCCCCCGUGCGCUGCCCCUCCGCCCUCCCCCCCUGGCACGCUGUAGGGGGAAGGGGAAGAAGGGGGGAGGGAGGGCGGGGGGGAGAGAGGGGAGAUGGCAGUGGGGCGGUGGGAGGGGGGAUGGGGAGGAGAGGGAGGGGGAAGGAGGGGCAUGCAUGGGCCAAUAGGCAUGUGCCACGUCAUGAGGAGAGAGAGGGGAGGCAGGAUGGGGAGGAGCAACGCGAGCAUGCGGGCAUGGGUGGGGAGGAAGGGUCAGAGGAGGAAGGGGAGGGGGACGAGGAGGAGGAGGAGGAGGAGAGGGCGUGGGAGAGGGAGGCGAGGCAGAGGGAGGUGGACGAGGGGGUGCGGCGGGCUGUGGUGCGGCAGCGGUUCGUUGCGGUGGGCGCGUGUUUCCUCACGGUGCUGGGCGGUCGAGAGAGCGUGGCUCGCAUGGUACGAUCAGUUAUAGUGGGUCGAGGGGCAAGGAGAGGAAGGGGGGGCGGACGGGAGGAGGAGGAACGGGGAACAGAAGAGGAGGAGGAGGAGGAGGAGGAGGAGGAGGAGGAGGAGGAGGAGGAGGAGGAGGAGGAGGAGGAGGAGGAGGGGGAGGAGAGGGAGGCACGGGUGGUGUAUCUGAGGGUGAUAGCAGUGCACCCCCCCGGCAGCACCAUCUACGCCAUCCACCCCCACUCUACCCACCUCCUCCUCUCCGCCUCCCUGCCCUCGCCCCUGCCACCUGUCGCGCUGCGAUUCGCCGGGGAUCUAGCAGGGUAUCCCCUGCCGCCCGAGGCUGGGCGGCUGGUUCGGGUGCUGGCUUCAGCGCUGCUGCCCGUGGGGUGGGGGAGGGAGGGCGGGGAGGGCGGCGGAGGGAGCAGUGUGGUGGGGGGCAUGGCGCCAUCCGCGUUCAGCUGCGCACUGCUGCUCGUUGGGCCCUCUGGAGUGGGGCGGCGAACAGCAGUGCGGGCGGCGUGCCAGCGCAUGGGCGUGCACUGCGUGGAGUACAGCAGUGCCGACCUCGCUGCCUCCUCCAAUGAAAGCGCGACAGCUGGCGCUCUGCAAGCCGCCUUUGAAACAGCGAGCCGCUACUCGCCAGCAGUGCUGCUGCUGCGCCGCUUCUCUGCCCUCCUCACGGCCUCAGACGCCCCCGACGCCUCUUCCUCCGCCGCGCUGUCUCUGCUCGCCCACACGCUGCGCGGCUGCAUCCGCUUCUUCUCCCGCCCCCAUGGGCCUUCCAGUGCAGCCCCACCCCCCUUGCACACUGCACCAGCCGCAGCUGUAGCAGGAGGGGGAGGUGGAGGGGGAGGUGGAGGGGGAGGGGGGGUGGCGGUGGUGGUGGUGGCGUGUGUGGAGGAGGGGGAGGCGGAGGGCAUGGGCGUGGCGGUGAGGCGGUGCUUCACUCACGAGCUCGCUGUGGGGCCGCCGGAUGAGAUGCACCGCCGCCAGCUGCUGCGCUUCUUCCUCAAGAGCCCUCCGUCCAGCGCUACAGCCGGGGACGAGGAGGAGGACGUGGCGGCGGCUGUAGCGCGGGAGACGGCGGGGCUGCUGCCGCGCGACCUCAGGGCGCUGGCCGCCGACGCUGCUGCCGCUGCCAUCUGCCGCUCGCUGCCCCCCGGGGGAGCUGCCAUGCAGACGGCUGUGGGCAGUGCAGGCGUGGCAGAGGGUCGGGGUGGGGAGGAUGGCAGUGCGGAGACGAGCAGCGGAUGCGAGGGGGAGGGGAAGGCGGAGGUAGAGGGGGUCAGGGAAGUGGAGGGCGGAAGGGGAGCGGAGGGGAUGGCGGGGGGGCUGGCGGUGGGGAGGGGCGACAUGGAGGAGGCGAUGGGGGCGGUGAAGCGGCGCGUGGCGACGGUGAUCGGCACUCCCAAGGUGCCCAACGUGCGGUGGGAUGACAUCGGUGGGCUGGAGGACGUCAAGGCUGCCAUCCUCGACACCAUCCAGCUGCCGCUGCGGCACCGGCAUCUGUUUGCGUCUGGGCUGCGGCAGCGCUCCGGUGUGCUGCUGUACGGCCCGCCGGGCACAGGCAAGACGCUGCUGGCCAAGGCGGUGGCAACGGAGUGCUCGUUGAACUUCCUGAGCGUCAAGGGUCCGGAGCUGAUCAACAUGUACGUGGGCGAGUCGGAGCGCAACGUGCGCGCCAUCUUCGCCAAGGCGCGCGCCGCCCGCCCUUGCGUCGUCUUCUUUGAUGAGCUCGAUGCCCUUGCGCCUGCCAGAGGGGCUGCUGGGGACUCAGGGGGUGUCAUGGACCGCGUUGUCUCCCAGCUGCUGGCUGAGGUGGAUGGCAUAGGGUCCACGUCAGCAUCGGAUCUAUUCCUGGUGGGCGCCAGCAACCGCCCCGACCUCAUCGACCCCGCGCUGCUGCGCCCGGGCCGCUUCGACAAGCUGCUCUAUGUGGGCGCUGGCUCCACCGCUCUGCACCGCUGCAGGGUGCUGCAGGCGCUGACACGGCGCUUCCAGCUGGCUGGGGGGGUGUCGCUGCAGAGCAUCGCCGACCGCUGCCCCGCCACGCUCACGGGUGCCGACCUCUACGCCCUCGCUGCCGACGCGUGGCUCUGCGCUGCCAAGCGCACCGUGGGGCACGCCAACACACCAGGCCGCUCUGCUGCACGCUCCAAGGGGCACGGCGUGGAAGGUGGAAAGGAGGGUGAAGGGGACGAUGCGGUGGUGGUGGAGCAAGCAGACUUCCUCAAGGCCUUGUCACAGCUGACCCCCUCAUUAUCGGCGUCAGAGCUGCAUCGCUACGAGGCUUUACGAGAGCACGCAGUGCGCGCGCUGCUGGACGUGCGCGCGGCGCUGAAGGAGGCGAACCCGGCGGCGCUGGAGUCGUGGUCGGAGAGCACGGACCCGUGCGGGGGGUCGUGGGAGGGCUCCUUCCACUGCGACGACAACGGCCACGUCACCUUCCUGUCGCUAGCGCAGAAGCAGCUGCACGGGCCCAUCCCCGGCGUGCAGCUCGCCGCGCUCACGGCUCUCAACUACAUGUACGUCCGCAUGUCGCGACAAUGCACGCCGCCCACGCGCAUGGUAAGCGCCCCACACUGCUCGUGCGAGCGCGUUGGCUCGCCUCGGCGCGCUUCUCAGCGACAGGUACUGUCGACGCUGGGAGGGAGGGGUGCGGCAGGCGGAGCAGCACGGAAUGCGGCAGUGCAGGUUCAGCUCUUGCCGGCUCGCUGGCCCUCCUCAGCUCUUGCCGGCUCGCUGGCCCUCCUCAGCUCUUGCCCACCCCGCCACCACCACGCACCAUUCCCCUCCCUUCUCCCUUGCCCCUCAUGCUCUUCGUGCCUCUCACCCGCCGUCCGCUCGCUACCAUUCCCCCGUGUGCGCAGCGACCUGGCGUCGAACUCGUUCACGGGUCCCAUUCCCGAGCAGCUGCUGCGACUCACCUCGCUGCAAAUCCUGUCACUAUCGUUCAACCAGCUAUCGGGCACGCUGCCAGCGGGCUUCAGCCAGCUCCAGGCGCUCAAGCAGCUGCAAGUGGCAGGCAACCAGCUAUCGGGCGAGCUGCCAGCGUCACUCUCCUCGCUCUCCAACCUCACCCUCCUGCGCCUGUCGUCCAACCAGCUGGCAGGGGAGGUGCCCUCGUGGCUCGGCUCCUGGCCCAAGAUCGUUGUGCUGGAGCUGUUUGGCAACAAGCUGGGCGGCUACAUCCCGCAGGACCUCGCCCAGGCCACCACGCUCGCCUCUCUUGAUGUGAGCUACAACGCUGGGCUGGGCGGCCCCAUCCCCGCCUUCUUUGGUGACUUUGACAACCUGGCGUCCAUUGCGAUGCAGUUCUGCUCCUUCUCAGGCCCGCUGCCGCCCUCACUAGGCAACCUAGUACACGUGCAGGAGGUGCUGCUGGACAACAACCAGCUCACGGGGCCCAUCCCGGACGAGUGGGGCGCGGGGCUGGAGCGAGUGGAGGUGCUGCACCUCAACGACAACCAGCUCAGCGGCACCAUACCGGGCACGUUCUGCCACCUGGAGUAUGCCAAGGACGUCAACCUCGCACUCAACCGCCUGCAGGGGCCCAUCCCCAUCUGCCUCACCUCGCUGCGCCGCAUCUCCUCCCUAGUGCUCUCCUUCAAUCGACUCACGGGCCCCGUGCCGCCUGUGCCAGCUGGCGUGCAGGUCUUCUUCAAGGUGAACGGCAACUGUCUAGACGGAGUGGAGGACCAGCAGUCGCCCUGCCCCGCCCCCGAUGAGCUUCCCCCUCCUGCCCCCACCCCACCCGAGCAGCCACAGCAGGAGGAGGCAGCACCAUCGAGCUCAUCCACAUGGUCAUGGAUGAGGGGAUUCCUCAUAGCGCUACUAUCAGCCACCUUCGUGCUGCUGCUCAUCUUCGCCUUUGUGCUCCUUGCCAACCGCUCCGACUCCCACAACGCCUCCCGCUCCGACAACUUGGCGGUGCAGGAGUACAGUCUGGGCAAGAUCAAGAAGGCCACGCGCAGCUUCACCACGGUGUACGGGCGGGGCAGCUUCGGCACCGUGUACCUGGCCGAGGACUUCCUCAGAGACCAGAUCGAGACGCGCGCCAUCAUCAAACGCGCCCACGACCCCGAGAAGCUGGGAGAGUACGUGUUCAAGGCGAAGGCGGACUUCCUGGCGAGGGUGAGGCACCGCAGCCUGGUGGCGCUGCUGGGGUUCUGUGUGGGCAAGGGCGAGCGCAUCCUCGUCUACGAGUACCUCCCCAACGGCUCCCUCUACGACCGCCUCCACCGGCCGGACCUGGAGCCGAUCCCGUGGGACACGCGGGUGCGCAUUGCGGCGAACGUGGCGUCGGCGCUGAGCUACCUGCACCACUGCUGCCACCCGCCCCUCGUGCACCGCGCCGUCACCUCCUCCAACAUCCUCCUCACCUUCGACAUGUCCGGCAAGCUAUCUGACUUUGGUCUGGCCCGAGGCGGCUCCCCCGCCGUGUUUGACGACGGCUCCAAGCGCCGCCGCCCCACCAAGCCCGCGCGCACACGCAGCGGGGGGGUGGCGGAGGGCGAGGGGAGUGAAGGCGGGGAGGGGGGGGAGGAGGGGCAGAGCGCCCUGCAGGGGGGCGAGUUGGAGAAGGUGGAUGUGUAUGGGUUCGGAGUGGUGCUGCUGGAGCUGAUCACGGGGCAGAAGGCCAUGAAGGAGGUCCACAUCACCAGCCUCGUGCGUCCGCCCCUCCGCCCUGCUCCUCCGCAUGCGGCACCGUUCCUGGAGGACGCGCAGAUGAUGCCGCUGAUGGUGGACGCGGCACUGGGGGGGUUCUUCGACCAGGCGGAGCUCAUCGCACUCGGCACCAUCGCCCGCGACUGCGUGAAGGAGGACCCGUCGGCGCGCCCCUCCAUGCGCGACGUGGUGCGCACCAUGCAGGCGCAGCUCGACCUCGAGGCCGACCUCUUUGCCGCACCUGCUGGUGUGGCUGGCACGGAUGACCUGGACCGGGGAGACGGGGGCGAUGGGGUGGCCAACUCGAGUGGAUACGCACCGGUGGGCGGCAAGAGUGCGCUGGCCUCUGCAUGGGUGUCGUUGGAAAAUGUUGCUUCCUCUGUCCGCACGGCCCUGACCAGCCCCCGGUUGGUGCCGCCACAUCCUGCCGGCGAGAGCACAGCUGAUCCCACGGAUGUGGAGAUGUCCUCGCUGUUGCUCAUUGCGCCUCGUGCUGCACGCCGGUAG
This is a messenger RNA of Closterium sp. NIES-65, 6654 nucleotides long. The record is from the annotation of a GenBank genome assembly. Lineage: Eukaryota; Viridiplantae; Streptophyta; Zygnematophyceae; Desmidiales; Closteriaceae.